AGCCUGUUCCAAACGGAACAAACGUACUAAAAAAAAAAAAAAUUGAUUUCUUUUUUAUUUUUACCUGUUGUUUGAAAUGUUUUUAAACAACUUGUUUACAAUAUUUUUUAUCUACUCUAUAAUUAAUACUUUGAAACUUAACACGAACAUAUUUUUACAACUUUUUCUCUACAUACCUUUAAAUUUAUCUGGAAAUUUUAGCUAAAAUAUUCAAAUGAAAUCAUGGAGUUGGAAGAUGAUAUUUUAGAUACAUCUCUAUUAAAACUCGAUGGAGAUUUCAAUGCACAAGUGGACUACAUAUUACGGAAUGUAAGAUUGUCACGAGCUGAAGUGGAAAAUUUAAGAUGGCUCUUUUCAGACUUGGAACAAACCUUACAGAGGGCUUGGCCUGGUUGUCUUGUUAUGCCAUUUGGCUCUAUAGUGACAGGUCUUGGGAUAAAAACCAGUGAUGCUGAUUGCUACGUCUCUAUACCAAAUCACCUCCAAGUACCUGGUGAUAAAUAUGUAAUGCAGGCUAAGUACACACUGAUGAAGUAUUCAUCAAAUUUCAGAGAACUGUUUGCGAUAACAGAAGCCAAAGUGCCGAUUGUGAAAUGCUAUCAUGUACCUACAAAUUGUCACUGUGAUGUUAGUUUUACAUCAAUCUCGGGAAUAAGAAAUAGUCAACUGAUAAGUUUGCUAUUACAUACAGAUACAAAGACACUUCCUCUUGCUGUAUUAAUAAAAUAUUGGUCAAAAGUGCAUGACCUUACAGGUACUAAUAAGUUACCUAAUUAUACAUUGACCAUGAUGGUCAUAUUUUACUUGCAACAAUUAAAAGUUUUACCCUCUGUUAUACAACUUCAAACAAAUAAAGAGACAAUUAUGGUUGAUGGCUGGAACACAAGUUUCAAUUGGGACUUAAAUUUUGAAUCCACUAAUAAUAUGUCUCUGUAUAAACUUUUGGGAGGUUUCUUUGAAUAUUAUAACAAUUUUGAUUUUAAACAAAACAUAGUGUCGCCAUAUUUGGGAACUCCUUUAAGCGUGGAGUCAUUUAAAGAGAUUAGAACUGUUCCAAAACAAUUUGUCCUAUACAAACAGAAUGUGAUAAAUGGAGUGUGUAAACCAUUUAAUGUAAAGGCGACAAUAUGCAUACAAGAUCCGUUUGAUCAUAGUAGGAAUACCUCUGGAGGCGUUUAUCGAAGAAUGGCAGACAGUUUCUUAUCACAAUUAAAAUAUGCAGCUGUAGUGUACAAAGAGUGUAGUGAAAAUAAAUUUCUUGAAGCAAUUUUAGUAAAAAAAUUAAACAUUUCACACCCAAUAGGUAACAAUAUGAAUACUGUAAAUAUGAAGAGACCUAGUAAAAUAAGGAAACGAAAUAAAAAGAAUAAGCAUGUUCACAACAACAUCCAGUCUGUAUAUAUAGAAAUGAAUAAGUUAAUGAAAAAUAAUAGAAGAUAGAAAAGAAGAUAUUUAGAUACAAAAGUAUACAGUAAUCCCCCCUUUAACACGGUAGAUUCGUUCCGUGUUAUAGGAAACCGAGUUGGAGUAUUCUCAUAUAACGUCCUUCUGUGACUCCGUAUAACACGUUAUGUACAAAUAAUUCAUGUUUAGCUUUUCUCGUUAAGAGGGGUUCAAAUCGAAUAUUAAGAAAAAACCAUGUUAUGAACGAAAUAUGUGCGUUUUAUUAAAAUCAAACUAAGAACAUUUUAAAUAAAAAAAUUAUGCAUAUGUAACUAAAAAACAGUUAAUUUCAAAUAAAUUAACAAUUUUAUUGCAUCUUUACUCACUUUCAGAGCUAUCUGAAAUAACGUUCAAUCCACAUCUUUUUUUUUAAUAUAAUGUUCAAUCCCCGCGUUAUAUGGGGGAAUACCCGUGUUAUAUGAUUACUGUAUUUUACAGAUCUUUAAAUCUAAAGGCGAAUCAAUAAAACAAAAUUAUGCAA
Messenger RNA from Galleria mellonella (greater wax moth), 1924 nucleotides. RefSeq names its product terminal uridylyltransferase Tailor-like. The coding region runs from base 223 to 1440 and encodes 405 amino acids. Gene Ontology annotation, molecular function: RNA uridylyltransferase activity. Lineage: Eukaryota; Metazoa; Arthropoda; Insecta; Lepidoptera; Pyralidae. The record is from RefSeq and is a predicted model, not a curated record. The transcript is spliced from 3 exons.